GAGUAGGAGGAAGUGGUUUGUUUCCUACCAGUCAAAAUGGAAACACUCGUACUCGCUUAGCAAUAAACCUCCCGAAAUAUGCUUGGAAAUGAGUAUUUUUUUUCUGCCUUGCUCGAGUUUAUUAUGACAGUGAACUGCGACGGUGAUAUGUAGCGUUGCUGGAGAAGUGCGUGUUGACGGGAGAAUUGCGAUUGUCGCUGAACUGCAGUCACUAAAAUAACAAACAUCCUCGCAGCUAGCUUGGUUGUAACGCUGACGCUAGCGUUAACGUUUUACUAAGUUUACAUUAUUCUGCGAUAAAGACACACGUAGUUAGAAUUAUACUUAUAAUUUUGCAGCGAAAAUGCAUCGGAGGGGUGUUGGAGCGGGAGCUAUUGCCAAAAAGAAGCUGGCGGAGGCCAAAUAUAAGGAAAGAGGAACUGUUCUCGCAGAGGACCAAAUUGUCCAGAUGUCCAAGCAGUUGGAGACCUUCAAAUCGAACCUGGAGGAGUUUGCCAGCAAGCACAAACAAGAAAUCCGAAAGAACCAACAGUUCAGGGUUCAGUUUCAGGAAAUGUGUGCCACCAUCGGAGUUGACCCACUUGCCUCUGGCAAAGGUUUUUGGUCUGAGAUGCUCGGAGUUGGUGACUUCUACUAUGAGCUCGGUGUACAGAUCAUUGAAGUGUGCCUGGCCCUGAAACACAGGAAUGGAGGGCUUAUUACUUUGGACGAACUCCAUCAGAGAGUACUCAGAGGAAGAGGUAAAUACGCUCAGGAUGUGAGCCAAGACGACUUGGUGAGAGCCAUAAAGAAACUGAAGGUGAUGGGGAAUGGUUUUGGGAUGAUUCCUGUCGGUGGUUCUUACUUGGUGCAGUCAGUCCCAGCAGAGCUCAACAUGGACCAUACCGUAGUUCUACAGCUGGCCGAGAAAAAGGGAUACGUCACAGUGAGUGAGAUCAAGGACAGCCUAAAAUGGGAGAAGGAACGGGCCUGUCACGUCCUGGAUCACCUGCUGAAAGAAGGCCUGGCCUGGCUGGACUCUCAGGCAGCUGGAGAAGCACAGUACUGGCUGCCCGCACUCUUCUCUGAGCUAACGUCCCGCGACGUCACACCGGAGGAGGCCAAUCAGAUGACACCUUGAGGGGAGGGGGGCAAAAAAUUUAAAAAAUGGGGGGUGGAGACAGUUUUAGAGACAUGUUGGUAAACAAAAUGUCCCUGGUGGGGAAGGAUCAUGUGAUGAAGUUGGCUGCUGGUUCCCCGGAGCUGGCAGGAAGGGUGAUCUCCCUCCGAGAUCAUUUUCUGGGCGCGAGGAGGGAAACUUUACUCAUCAGACUCUCCUCAGUGACUUCUAUGCAACGAGUGCACUUACAUUAUCACAGAGUGGAUGAAGGAAGCCUGACUUCCAUUACACUGGAUGUGAAUUUCAGCGUAAGAGCUUCUCUCGUCUUGUGGUCCCGGUUGACGGGCGGUUUACGAUCAUUCUCGAUGCACGGAACAUGUAAUCGUUUAAUUUUGCAAGUAUAAACAAUAACUUUGACAGAAAAGAAAACAUCAGCUGCAUUGUACACGUUGAGCUUAAUU
Xiphias gladius (swordfish) is the source of this 1560-nucleotide messenger RNA. It is a transcript of the gene snf8, whose product is annotated as SNF8 subunit of ESCRT-II. The transcript is spliced from 8 exons. The record is from RefSeq and is a predicted model, not a curated record. NCBI's taxonomy places the organism in Eukaryota, Metazoa, Chordata, Actinopteri, Istiophoriformes, Xiphiidae. Gene Ontology annotation, cellular component: ESCRT II complex. Gene Ontology annotation, biological process: protein transport to vacuole involved in ubiquitin-dependent protein catabolic process via the multivesicular body sorting pathway. The coding region runs from base 344 to 1120 and encodes 258 amino acids.